Molecule: messenger RNA, 3560 nt
Organism: Diorhabda carinulata
Lineage: Eukaryota; Metazoa; Arthropoda; Insecta; Coleoptera; Chrysomelidae
Gene: Vmat
Product: synaptic vesicular amine transporter
Exons: 11
Coding region: 231-1727 (498 amino acids)
Biological process (GO): xenobiotic transport; transmembrane transport; aminergic neurotransmitter loading into synaptic vesicle
Cellular component (GO): terminal bouton; synaptic vesicle membrane
Molecular function (GO): xenobiotic transmembrane transporter activity; serotonin:sodium:chloride symporter activity
Source: RefSeq, a predicted model, not a curated record
GUCGACAAAGUCCUGGUGAUGCCAGUCAGCGCGUGGUAAGCGAAGCCUUGCGCAAUCGCGGCCUUCUACGAAGAGAAAACGUGAGUAUCGUCAGAGUCAGAGGCAACGGUCACGACGAGGCGGCCGACGCCUGGCCGCCAGCGAUGGGCUUGCAGUAGUGCACAAACACUCCAGCGAAGGGGCUUCUGCUUAUAUUCCAUAAAAGUGUUGUAUCACUGGUAGCAACUAAGAUGACAGUAGUGAACGAAUGGGUAUCGGGGACAAAGUUUGGCGGAUGGGUGCAAAGGUGCCGGGAGUCGCGCCGCCUCGUUCUGGUCAUUGUUGCUAUUGCACUCCUUUUGGACAACAUGCUGCUCACCACCGUCGUUCCCAUUAUACCCGAGUUCUUAUACGACAUCAACCACCCUGAAGCACCACUUGGACCAGUGAGAGCAACUUUAGCAACGACAACUACAACUUAUCCUCCUUGUCCCUGCGAGAUAUAUAAUCAAAGUGGAAGCCAUUCAUCGACUACAGUAUCAAAUAUUGAAAAUUAUAACUUUUCCACAUUAAGCCCAGAAGAAGAGGAGAAACGGUUAAGACACAAAGAUUUAGUUCAAGAAACUGUUCAAGUGGGAAUAAUGUUUGCCUCGAAGGCAUUCGUGCAGUUAUUGGCUAACCCUUUCGUUGGACCUCUAACUCACAGAAUUGGCUACAGUAUUCCCAUGUUCGCAGGCUUUGUUAUAAUGUUUUUGUCAACUAUAAUAUUCGCAUUUGGUAGAAGCUAUAGUGUCCUAUUUAUAGCUAGAGCUCUACAGGGUAUCGGCUCUUCUUGCUCAAGCGUAUCUGGUAUGGGAAUGUUAGCAGAGAGAUAUCCGGACGAUAAAGAACGAGGUAAUGCCAUGGGCAUCGCUUUGGGCGGACUUGCACUCGGAGUGUUAAUUGGACCGCCCUUUGGAGGUGUCAUGUAUGAGUUUGUUGGAAAAUCUGCUCCAUUUCUCAUCCUUUCAGCAUUAGCAUUAGGAGAUGGCUUACUUCAACUUUUGAUGCUACAACCUUCUGUAAUAAGACAAGAAUCUGACCCACCAUCAUUGAAAUCGUUAAUAUCGGAUCCAUAUAUCCUAAUUGCUGCAGGUGCUAUAACUUUUGCUAACAUGGGUAUAGCAAUGUUAGAACCUUCCCUACCAAUAUGGAUGAUGGACACCAUGGGUGCAGGGAGAUGGAAACAAGGAGUGACAUUUUUACCUGCAAGUAUUUCAUAUUUGAUAGGCACAAAUUUAUUUGGACCGUUAGGACAUAAAAUGGGUAGAUGGUUAGCAGCUUUAUUGGGCUUAAUCGUUAUUGGUAUAUGUUUGAUGUUGAUACCUUUAGCGAAAAAUAUCAACCAUCUAAUAGUCCCAAAUGCUGGCCUUGGUUUCGCUAUUGGCAUGGUAGAUAGCUCAAUGAUGCCAGAAUUGGGGUACUUGGUAGAUAUCCGACAUACUGCCGUUUAUGGGAGUGUGUAUGCUAUAGGAGAUGUAGCGUUUUGUUUAGGAUUUGCUAUUGGACCUGCAAUGAGUGGUACAUUAGUCAAGAACAUAGGAUUUGAGUGGAUGUUAUUUGGAAUAGCUAUUCUGAAUUUCUUGUAUGCUCCUUUACUUUAUUGUCUGAAGAGUCCUCCUACAAAGGAAGAGAAACGGUCAUUAUUGAUGGAAGAGAAAUCUUCAGUGCGAUAUGUCACAUACCAGAAUGAAGAAGAUGACGAAUAGCUUCAAAAUAAAUGAAAAAAAUAUUUCUAUGAAGAGUAGAUAUGUAUUGUAAAAAAAAGAUAUAACUAUAGAAAAAAUAUAUCAUUAGAAUUUGAUUGUACAAAAAUACUCUAGAGGAUAGAAAUAUUUAAUGGAAUAUUUAGACAAAAUGGGAUGCAAUGUCGUCUCAAAUAUGAAUUUAUAUGUUAUUUUAUCAACAAGAUAGGAGCAACGCACAAUUUUUUCGAAAUUUUUAGCAGCUGCGCAAACGAAAAUGGUAUACUUGAAAAUUUUAAAAUGGUGAUAGACUAUACCGUUUUCUUUGCAUAACUAUUUUGCAAGGGUCCCUAUUGUGGAUUAUGUGAAUGGCUGCAUGUAAUCCUUUCCUAGUUAGUGAGGAAAUAGGGCAAUAAGAUACCCUUCACUUUUAGACUAAAGUAUAAAAAUUAUAUACCGAUCAGUUCUCCUAUCGUUAGCCCGAAUAAUGAUUGCCAAAGAAUAUAAGACAAAUGUGUAUUAAUAAUAAGUAGUGUAUCCUUAAGGAAUUUUCCCGAAUUAUUCAAAGAGUGUAGUAUCUAUUUAUCCAGCGCAUGCAAUAACUUCGAUUUUUUAAUUUAUAUGUAAUAAAAAUUACAUAUAUUUCUCCAAUUCUAAUUUGAAUAGUUUCUAGUCUAUAAAAUAUUUUGAAUUGAAAAAGUUUAAGAAAAAAGUUCCGAGUUAGGAAUUAUGGAUAUUCUUCUAAAAUCAAAUAAGGUAUGUAACCUUUGAUUACGAAUUCAGUUUACCUUCAAGAGUCAUUCGCCAAUAUCAUAACGUGUCAAAUGUUUUUCUGAUUUUAGGUUUACUAAUUUCGCUUCUGAAAUUACACUUCUAGUGGUACCAAACGUGACCAUUUUCAAAUAUUAAUUAAGCGAAAUAAAUCACAUUUAUAUGCUGAUCUAAUUAUUUCUAAGUAGAAAAAAACAGCGUAACUGCUAAAACGAAUAUGAUUCAAAGGUACAAGCCUGAAAAUGGUUCCAGUAUGGGACCACCAAUACGAAAAGAGGUGACUUAUAUUUCGACUUCUAUCAUUGCAGGAUUUUCUUGAUGUUUUAAUUUUAAAACACCACGACACGGAGAAUAAGAGGGAAUAUGAUUCACAAAUACACUCAUUAAUAGUCCUCAACUUAUUCUAACUUCAAAAUUCUAAACUAUAGAAAAAUUUAUUCACGUUUUUCUUAUAAUUUUAAAAUCAAAAUGAUUCAUUCAUUUGGGCCACGUUUUCACUUAAAAAUCGAAGGUUAGUGCUAGUGAUAACUUAAAUUGAAAGGUGUAUAUUCAGAAUAAUUCUGAAAAAUAUCUUAAUUCAGUAUAAUCCAAAAAAUGAGAAGUAAACAUGAUAUCGGUAGAGAAAAUAAACAAUCAUUCUACGAGAAUUGCUGAGCCAAUCAAAAAUCUAUAUUGGGCUAAUUUCCAGUACGCAGUAAGGGGACCUAAGAAUUGUAUGUCGCUUGUAACCUUAUAACCACUCGGCUAUUUGUGUUUGAUUGUAUGAAACGAUUUAAAAAUCUAUUGUAAACUUCAGAGAAAGAUUAUUGCUAAUAGACAAUAAUCUCUGACCAACCUAUAUAACAAAAGAAUUUUUGUUUAGAAGCUGGUGAGGGUCCGAACAAAAGGCGAGACUGCCUUUUUGUCACUAUUUGUUCUAAACCGCAAAACCAGAAUUUAAUGGUGCCUGGUUUAGAUCGUAUAGCUCGCUGUUGCAUGUUAGAUAGUUUAUUAGAGAAAUACGUAUUGAAAUGUUAUAAGUGUUUGAUGUUUAUAAACAAUAUGUGGUGCAAUAAUAAAAAAAGUAAUUUUUAAAACCAUAUAAAA